CGACAGUUUUUGAUCCAUCUCCGCCGGCGAAUGAACAGAGGACAGAGGAUAUAAGCCUAAAUCAGUUCCGGCAAUACACUUAAGCUCGAGCCGUAACUCAUGGCCCAGUUUGGGGGACAGAAGAACCCACCGUGGGCGGCUCAGUUCACUGCCACGGGGGUGUCCCAGCCCAGCCACUCAGGACAGUCCCUGGACCUCAACAGCCUACACUCUCUAGGUGUGCAGCAGCCAUCUCUCCUGGGUGCGUCUCCCUCUAUGUACUCCCAGCAAUCGGCCCUGUCUGCAGCCUCCCUCAACUCCCAGUCGUCCGCCUCCAACUACCAGCUAUCCCAACAAACUGCAGCCCUGCAGCAGCAAGCCGCAGCCGCCGCCGCUGCAGCACUGCAACAGUCUCAAAUCAACUCGGCCUUGCAGCAGUAUCAGCAACAGCAGCAGCAGCAGCAGCAACAACAGCAACAACAGCAACAGCAGCAGCAGCAGCAACAACAGCCUCCUCCUCAGCAGCCUCCUCCUCAGCAGCUCUACAAUGUACCCCAUCAGCAACAUCAACAACAUACAGACUCAUACGGGCAACAUCAACAGCAUACAGACUUAUACGGGCUCCCCCAGCCCCAGCAAGCGCUGCUUUCACAGAACUGGAGUGGUGAAAACAAAUUCCCGCCCCCCGUGGCUCUCCCCACCAGCCUCUCUCUGUCCAACCCCCAGCAGACAGCCCAGAUCACCGUGUCCUACCCCACGCCUCGCUCCAGCCACCAGCAGCAGAGCCAGCAGCAGAGCCAGCCCCAGAAACAGCGCGUCUUCACCGGCGUUGUCAACAAGCUGCAUGACACCUUCGGCUUUGUGGAUGAGGACGUCUUCUUCCAGCUCAGUGCGGUGAAGGGGAAGACCCCCCAGGUGGGUGACAGGGUCCUAGUGGAGGCCGUGUACAACCCCAACAUGCCUUUCAAAUGGAACGCCCAGCGCAUUCAGACCUUACCUCAGCUGGCCAACCAAUCGCUUCAGCAGCAGCCCCAGUCCUUACCUCCAGUUCCCCCACAGCUGAGCAGCUUCUAUGCUGACCAGGGAAUGCAGCAGCGCUACUCAGACAUGCACUCUGUCGGCAUGGACAACAGACAAAAUAGCCAGCCUCCAGGCCCUAAUAUGAUGAAGCCGGGUCCCAACAUGCUCCAGUCUCUGCCUCCCCCCACCAAUUUCAAUGUACAGGCCCAGGGUCCCCCUCCUCCCCUGCUCCAGGCCCAGCUCUCUGCUGCCUCCUUGGCCCCGCUCCUACAUAACCCCCCUCCGCCCCUGCUAUCACAGCCACCACCCAAAGAUGUGUUCUCAGGAGGUCUGCUUCAGCCCCCAGUGAGGAUGAUGCCUCAGCCCGUCCGGCGUCUGGACCCCUCCCCCCGCUUCCCCAACCGUAAUGACCGCCCUGAACUCAUCCUCAGGACCAAGGAUGAACGCAGUCGUGAAAGAGACCGUGAGCGCAGAAGGUCCAGAGAGCGCUCUCCCAUACGUAAACGCUCCAGGGACCGUUCUCCGAGACGUGAUCGCUCCCCACGCCGCCCUCGUAGGGUGGUGCCUCGCUACACCGUCCAGUUCUCCAAGUUCAGCCUGGACGGUUCUAACUGUGACAUGAUGGAGCUGAGGAGACGCUAUCAGAGCCUGUACAUCCCCAGUGACUUCUUUGAUGCUGUGUUCACCUGGGUGGAUGGCUUCCCCCUGCAACGGCCCUUCCAGUUCGGCAACUACUGUAACUUCCACAUCAUGCACAAGGAGGUGGACUCUCUGGUCAAGAACACUGCGGUGCUGGACCCUCCCGAUGCCAACCACACAUACAGUGCUAAGGUGAUGUUGCUGGCCAACCCCAGUCUAGAAGAGCUCUACCAUAAGUCCUGUGCUCUGGCUGAGGACCCUCAAGAACUCAGAGACUCCUUCCAGCACCCCGCCCGCCUCAUCAAGUUCCUGGUGGGGAUGCGGGGUAAGGACGAGGCCAUGGCCAUCGGGGGCCACUGGUCCCCCUCCCUGGAUGGAGCGGAGCCUGAGAAGGACCCGGCCGUGCUCAUAAAGACAGCCAUACGCUGUUGUAAGGCCCUCACAGGCAUAGACCUGAGUCUCUGCACUCAGUGGUAUCGUUUUGCAGAGAUUCGCUAUCAUCGCCCUGAGGAGACUCACAAGGGGCGGACAGUGCCCGCACAUGUGGAGACAGUGGUUUUGUUUCUUCCGGAUGUUUGGCAUUGUCUUCCUACCCGCUCAGAGUGGGAAGGGCUGUCGCGGGGACUUCGGGAGCAGCUGGCUGAGAAGCUGUCCGCGGAGCGGAAGGAGGCUGACGGAGAACAGGAGGAAGAGGAGAAGGAUGAAGAAGAUUCGAAGGAGGUGACCACCCCGACACACUGGACUAAGCUUGAUCCGAAAUCAAUGAAGGUGAAUGACCUGCGCAAAGAGCUAGAGUCACGCUCCCUGAGCUCUAAGGGGUUAAAGUCCCAGCUGAUCGCACGCCUCACCAAGCAGUUGAAAGUGGAGGAGCAGGUAGAGGAGGCCAAGGAGCCUGAGAAACCAGAGAGCCAGGUCCCUGAUGAGGAGGAGCCUCAACACAUGGAGGAAGACAGAGAGGAGGAGGAGAGGAAGAAGCAGGAGGAGUUGGAGCGCCAGCGCAGAGAGAAGCGCUACGUCCUGCCAGACGAGCCCACCAUCAUAGUUCACCCCAACUGGGCGGCCAAGAACGGCAAGUUUGACUGCAGCGUCAUGUCUCUGAGCGUGCUACUGGACUACAGGGUGGAGGACAACAAGGAACACUCCUUCGAGGUUUCUCUGUUUGCGGAGCUGUUUAACGAGAUGCUACAGAGAGACUUUGGCUACAGGAUUUUCAAGGCCCUGGCCUCUGUGCCUUGCAAGGACGACAAGAAAGACAAGAAGGAUAAAGCCAAGAAAGAGGCAGAGAAGAAAGCAGAUGUGAAGAAAGUAAAAGAAGAGGAGAACGGAGAGCCGGUGACAAAGAAGGCAAAAGAGGAGGAACCGGAGAAGAAGGAGGAGGGUGAGAAGGAGGAGGAGAAAGUGCUGAAGGAGGAUUCUAUAGAUGCGGAAGAGAAGGAGGAGGAUGAGAGCAGCAACACUAAUGCUGAGGAGUACGACCCUCUGGAGGCCGAAGAUGCUGAUGAUGAUGAUGAAGAUGAUAAAGACGAUGAGGACUCUAACGGCAGGGACAGGAGAGACGACCGCAGCAGCAGAGACGACAGGAAGUCCAAAGAGCGGUCCUCUAAAGACAAGGAGAAGAAGCAGAUGGUGACCUACAACAAGGACCUGCUUAUGGCCUUUGUCUACUUUGACCAGAGCCACUGUGGCUACCUGCUGGAAAAAGACCUGGAGGACAUCAUGUACACACUGGGGUUACAUCUGUCUAGAGCCCAGGUAAAGAAGUUGUUGAACAAGCCGGUGGUGAGAGAGUCGUGUUACUACCGUAAACUGACGGACGCAGCUAAAGAUGAGUCUGCUCCUUCCUUCAGUGAACCCCUGCUAGACAACCUGCUAGGUAACCGUGCCUUGCUGCCCAUGCUUGUGUCUCGUGGCCAGGCAGCGCCAGUGGAGGCUAGUGAGUCCGGAGGCGGCAGCAGUCUAAUAGUGUAUAAUGGCGCCAUGGUGGACGUGGGCAGCAUCAUGCAGAAACUGGACAAGAGUGAGAAGGCCAGGGAGGAGAUUGAGCAGAAACUCAUGGUGCAGGACUCCAAGAUGGCCGAGGACACCAAGCAAAUCCUCCAGCUGGUAUCAGCUAACCGAGCCCUGUCUAAAGAUCUGGAGGAGGUGAAGGGAACUCUGGGCCAGACAGAGAACAACUUCAGAGCUACGGUGGAAGAGAAGACCGUCUACCACGACCAGCUCAGCAAGACACUCAACAACCUGGGCAACACCAUUAAGGAACUUCAGGGAGUCCUCAAGAAGGAGGUUCCCUCAGAAGCCGCAGCUGACCAAAAAUCCCAAACAACUAAUGGUUCAGACGAAUGAAAGAAUGAGUUGUGUAAUCGGACACACUUCUUACAAAUCCUGUACAUAUGCACUAAAAACAAGUUUCAUUUGGGUCUAUAGUAGUUGUUUUCUCUCUCAUGGCCAUAAAUAGAUUGGCAUUGUGUUUUUGAAUCCCAAAGGGCACCCUAUUCCCUAUAUAGUGCACUACUUUUGAACAGGACACAUUGGGGUCUGGUCAAACGUAGUGCACUAUGUAGGGAAUAGGGUGCCCUUUGGGACAUAAGCGUUCACUUAAUUAGUUCUAAUGUUUUUAAGUGACCUCACUGUUUCCACCUGAAAAUAACAUGUUCAUUUCAUUGGUUUGAAAUCAGUUAGUUUGAUUCUCGGGUUAUUAUGAUGCGUUCUAAUUGUGAAACUAUUAAUAACUGAUAUUUUGUUCAAAAUUGUGUUCGUUUCAUUGAGAAGUGCUUCUUUGCUUACGGUAUACAUUUUUCAUUUUUGUAGCUGCCUCAAUUGCUCAUGAUAAUUGAAAUGUUUUGUUUUAGUCUGCAUUGGUUUACUCGUUCAUAGCCCUACCCAAAUAGUAACACAACAUUGAUGCCAGUAUGUGUGAGUAGUACUUUAUAUCAGAUCAUUCUAAUUAGCAAUAAUGGUGUUAUUUAUGUUCAAGUGAAUUCAUUAAAAAAAAAUAUAUUUAAAAUAAAUAAACAAUGAUAUUUAGAGGGGAGGGAUGAGGACCUUGAAGAAGAUAUGUUUUUGAUGAGUCAACAGAAUGACUCUUCUCCCUGAUCAAUAAAGUAAUUGAUCAUUUUGUAUUUCCUCGUCCUGACUAGACUGGCUGCCACUGUUUUGAGACAUGGGUUGUAUUCAUUAGGGAACACUAACAAAGUAACGGCACAUGAAAAUUAGUGAUUCUUAUUGAACACGUUCAGAUAGUACCUCCCCAUUUUGGCCAGUUUGCUUCCGUUUGGUGCCCAAUGAAUACGACAGUAGUAUUGCAUGCAUCUCCUUAUGAGAAACCUCAGUCUCUUGAGGCCUCUUCCAGUAGCAAGCUUGUUUGAUCCCAGGAGUUGUUCGACCAUGGUAGUCAGUCAGUCGUGUGGUCUAUGUUACAUCUAUCCAGGGUGGGAUUGUUUAGCAUUGAGUUGUUUGUUUAUUGAAAGGGAAGUAAAUGCAAAGCCAAACCAUAAGCUGAAUGUCUCAACUAACAUCAUAGGAACUGGAGCCCUAGGUAUCGUCCUGCCUUUUGACCACAGAUAGAAUGGUUGUGAUUCUAGACUAAAACAACAUGAGAAUACUACUGGAGUUCUGUUGUAGAAUUAUGGAUGUUCUAGAAGUGAUGUUUUCUGUUCUGGGGUUGUUGUAGAACAGUGUGAGGAGUUAUGAUUCUGUCCCUCAAUGGUGGGCACCAGGUGUGAUGGUGUAUGUAUGCAUUUCUGGAUGAGAGCCUAACUUGAGACAUGAGCCCAAAGCAUAUCAUUUUUCUAUUGAAAAUGUACUGUAUGGCUGUCCUGUGCAGAAUUAAAGGAGUCCAUUUUAACAUUU
Molecule: messenger RNA, 5487 nt
Organism: Salvelinus namaycush (lake trout)
Lineage: Eukaryota; Metazoa; Chordata; Actinopteri; Salmoniformes; Salmonidae
Product: cell division cycle and apoptosis regulator protein 1-like
Exons: 27
Coding region: 100-3981 (1293 amino acids)
Biological process (GO): regulation of DNA-templated transcription
Cellular component (GO): nucleus
Source: RefSeq, a predicted model, not a curated record